Schistocerca gregaria is the source of this 1096-nucleotide messenger RNA. RefSeq names its product inositol-tetrakisphosphate 1-kinase-like. Gene Ontology annotation, cellular component: cytoplasm. Gene Ontology annotation, molecular function: inositol-3,4,5,6-tetrakisphosphate 1-kinase activity; inositol-1,3,4-trisphosphate 5-kinase activity; ATP binding. The transcript is spliced from 5 exons. The record is from RefSeq and is a predicted model, not a curated record. NCBI's taxonomy places the organism in Eukaryota, Metazoa, Arthropoda, Insecta, Orthoptera, Acrididae. Gene Ontology annotation, biological process: inositol trisphosphate metabolic process. Bases 17 to 973 code for a protein of 318 amino acids.
ACUGCAGAUUGUUGAUAUGCAUAUGAAGACUGGUGGACUAAAAAUUGGUUGGUAUCUUGGUGACAGGAAGGCCAAAAAAUCGCAUUGGAUCAAAUUCGACGCGUUUGUGCGAAGCCAAGGAUAUAGCUUAUGCGCAUUGAGUUGUAAUGCAGAAGUGGAGGAAUCUGACUAUGAUGUGAUUCUAUUGAAAUUGACCGACCAGUUGUCUGUGGAGAACACAAAUCCGGAGGCGAGUGCCUUGAUAAGGAGAAUGGAAUUGAUCAUUAACUCUAACCCUCAAGCAGCUGUGGUUGAUUCUAUUGAAGCACAAAGAUUGACCGUAAAUCGAAGGGUGAUGCACGAACUCAUCAAGCGUCUGAGCAACGUAGAGUAUAUACAGUGUCCAUUAGGAUUUGUGCUGAACAGUGAGGAGGAUUUGAGAUCUUUUUCAUCUGAUUUAUCGUUUCCGUGUAUGGUCAAAUCUGGGCAGGCAUCGGGGAGUUUGAUGGCCCACGACAUGGGGAUAGUUUGGAGUGCCAAGGAUUUUGGCAUUUUUCCCUAUCCCAUUUAUGUAGAAGAGUUCAUCAAUCACGAUGCCACGCUUUUUAAGGUGUAUGUGCUUGGAGAUUACAUUUCGGUGGUGACGAGGAAUUCUUUGCCGAAUUUUCCGCGUUCAGGUUAUCAUCCUCCUAUUUGUUUCAACAGUCAAGAGUGGAAGCACACAUUGCCGCCGGAGUACAUGUUUGAAUACACGGGGAAGAGUCCAAGGCCGUCCGACGAGGUGGUGAGAGGGUUGGCUUCAGAGAUCAAAAGACUGUCAAAUUUGACCCUUUUAGGGUUUGACGUGAUUGUCAAUGCGGAAAGCAAGAAAAUGUGUGUUGUAGAUUUGAACUAUUUUCCAGAUUACAUGGGGGUUGAGAGUCUGCAAGAGAGGCUGCUUUCGCAUUUGAUUAAGGCGUGUGAAAUGAAGAGAAGGGAGUUAGGGGGGCGAUAAAUGGUCUGUGCAUAGGCGUGCGUUGAAAGGAGGUGUUUAGAGGAGGGGGAAGGUGUGCGUGAUUCUGAGGAUGAAAAAAAAGAGAAGGGUUGACAAAAGAAAAGAGCAUAUUUUUUGGAGGGU